Molecule: messenger RNA, 1040 nt
Organism: Linum tenue
Lineage: Eukaryota; Viridiplantae; Streptophyta; Magnoliopsida; Malpighiales; Linaceae
Source: the annotation of a GenBank genome assembly
CCAACCCAAAACGCGGUCCGAAAACUCACCUGAUGACGUAAUGGGCUUGAAGUAGGAAACCGACCUAGAUCCAUCCCGGAGAGCUGUUCCUGCUCCUCUGCUAUUGCCUUGAAGAACGAAAGAACUAUUAACCUUUUCCUCUUAGUUUCCUUCCUCUUCUCGAGCUGCGAUUUUGAACUCGAGGGAAUCGAGGGUGAAGACAGUGCUGGCGCGAAAAAAUGGCAUCGGAGGAUGAAGGAGAGUUUUACCUUCGUUAUUACGUCGGCCACAAGGGGAAAUUCGGUCACGAGUUCUUGGAGUUCGAGUUCCGGCCCGACGGCAAGCUGCGGUACGCCAAUAAUUCCAACUACAAGAACGACACCAUGAUCCGCAAGGAGGUCUUCCUCUCCCCCGCGGUUCUCAAGGAGUGCCGCCGCAUCAUCUCGGAGAGCGAGAUCAUGAAGGAAGACGAUAACAACUGGCCGGAACCUGAUCGGGUUGGACGUCAAGAGCUUGAGAUAGUGAUGGGGAACGAGCACAUUUCCUUCACUACCUCCAAAAUCGGUUCACUUGUUGAUGUACAGAGCAGUAAAGACCCUGAAGGGCUUCGCAUCUUCUACUAUCUUGUUCAGGAUCUGAAAUGCUUUGUGUUCUCCCUCAUCUCGCUUCACUUCAAGAUCAAGCCCAUCUAGUUCACAUUGUGUAUGGCGUCGGCUGGGAUUCUGCAACCAAGUUUUUGGUGCGUCUAAUUCUGUUUCGUUUGAUCUCUUUGAAAAUAGUGGUGGUUAUUGGAGCUUUGAGAUAGUUGUUUACUGUGGUGAAAGCAUGGGGACUUGUUGUACCGUUGUGCGUGAGUGGACUUUGUCUUUGAGGGAGCUUCAGACUAGAACUAUGCUGUCAUAUAUGUGAGUCCCUCCAUAUUAUUUGACAUCUCUCUAAUGUAAAACUGAAAAGACCAGAUCUCUCUUAUUAUGCCAAAAACCUGGUUCAACCAGUUGAAAGUUCCUCCUAUACAGCGUCAAAACUCUGCUAGUUUUACAAAGGAACUGUAUCAAUCGGAU